GUGGCCAUUUCCAUAAGUAUAUUUGUGAUUUGACUAAAAUAAUUAUUCUUCAAUCAAAGUGACUAUGAAAUUCCCAAUUAUAGCAUGAAUAUUUAGAAUUUCCCUAAAAAUAUGAUGAAAUAUUCUAAAAUUUAUUCCUCCACAUAAUCAGCAAUCACCAUCAGAAUCUACUCGUACGCCUCCCCGCACCCAAUAAUCAUCUGCUGCGGCGGCGUUUAAUCUUUCUCUUCUCUUCACAGUUCACACACACACACACAGUAAAACGCUGUCAGGUUUUAGAGAGAGAGAAUAGCUGGAAAAUGUCUGUGGCGCGGACGAUUUUCCUGCAGUGCUCAUCGAUUCCGCAUUUCCCGAAUUCAUCCUCUUCGCCCAACCCCGCGGCGGUCAAAUUCACCGUCUCCUGCUGCUCGCUCGCGUCGCCGGCGGCCGUGGUGAAUGGGAACGUCGAGAAGAAGUCUCACGACAGAAACGAAGUGCGCCUCGGCCUGCCGAGUAAAGGCCGGAUGGCUACCGACACUCUCGACCUUCUCAAGGAUUGUCAAUUGUCGGUGAGGCAGGUUAAUCCGCGGCAGUAUGUGGCAGAAAUUCCUCAGAUUUCAAAUUUAGAAGUUUGGUUUCAACGCCCCAAAGAUGUCGUGAGGAAAUUGGUAUCUGGAGAUUUGGACCUUGGAAUUGUAGGGUUGGACACUGUAAUGGAAUUUGGGCAGGGAAAUGAAGAUCUCAUUCUUGUCCAUGACUCUCUAGACUAUGGAGAUUGCCGUUUAUCUCUAGCAAUCCCCAAGUACGGCAUAUUUGAGAAUAUAAAUUCAUUGAAAGAGUUAGCUGAGAUGCCACAGUGGACACCUGAAAGACCUCUAAGAAUUGCCACUGGCUUCACAUAUUUGGGUCCUAAGUUCAUGAAAGAUAAUGGUCUCAGUCAUGUGACUUUCUCAACUGCUGAUGGAGCUUUGGAAGCAGCUCCUGCUAUGGGGAUAGCUGAUGCCAUUGUGGACCUUGUGAGUAGUGGAACCACAUUGAGAGAGAAUAAUCUGAAAGAAAUUCAAGGUGGAGUCAUCCUGGAAAGCCAGGCUGUACUUGUUGCUAGCAGAAAGUCAUUGAUCCAGCGAAAAGGUGUGCUAGACAUUACUCACGAAAUGCUGGAAAGAUUGGAAGCACAUUUAAAGGCUGUUGGUCAGUUCACGGUAACAGCCAACAUGCGUGGAAGCAGUGCAGAGGAAGUGGCUGAGCGAGUUUUAAGCCAACCAUCGUUAUCUGGGUUGGAGGGACCUACUGUUAGCCCAGUUUUCUGUAAGCGUGACGGGAAGGUAGCAGCAGAUUAUUUUGCAAUAGUUAUUUGCGUGCCGAAGAAAGCUCUUUACAAAUCUGUUCAGCAGCUGAGGAUGAUUGGAGGUAGUGGAGUUCUGAUUUCACCUCUGACGUACAUCUUCGAUGAAGAAACUCCGAGAUGGCGUCAGCUUCUUUCAGUCUUGGGGCUCUAGUUAAACAAUCUUUGCUCAAGUUGAAGCCCAGCCUUUGAGACAAUUGUUUCCUACGGAUUCCAUCAUUUGUUUUUUGUUUUUUUAACGUUUAUUCAUGUAGAAUAAGUUAAUCAUCUCUUGUUGUAUCAAAAACUGUUGCUUGGUCAUUGUAUUAUUAUUAUCGUGUUUUCAAACUCUACAGGUGCAGUGCUUCAUAUAAUGAUGAAGCAUUUCCAUCUUCUCUCUUUUCUGUUUCGUGUGUAAGGAUGAAUACGUUGAGGAUACAAUACAUGCCAAAAAUGGCCUUUUUUGAUA
This is a messenger RNA of Salvia miltiorrhiza (redroot sage), 1772 nucleotides long. RefSeq names its product ATP phosphoribosyltransferase 2, chloroplastic-like. Gene Ontology annotation, biological process: L-histidine biosynthetic process. The record is from RefSeq and is a predicted model, not a curated record. The transcript is spliced from 11 exons. Gene Ontology annotation, cellular component: cytoplasm. NCBI's taxonomy places the organism in Eukaryota, Viridiplantae, Streptophyta, Magnoliopsida, Lamiales, Lamiaceae. Gene Ontology annotation, molecular function: ATP phosphoribosyltransferase activity; magnesium ion binding. The coding region runs from base 300 to 1478 and encodes 392 amino acids.